Molecule: messenger RNA, 3642 nt
Organism: Kogia breviceps (pygmy sperm whale)
Lineage: Eukaryota; Metazoa; Chordata; Mammalia; Artiodactyla; Physeteridae
Source: RefSeq, a predicted model, not a curated record
GUGUUGCGAAGUGUAGGCUUCGGCUUUCUCUCUGUUUGUAAGAAGAAACCCGUCUUCCCAGCCUUGGCUGCGGGAGCUUGGUCUUCCAGGGGAGCUCCCCGGGACUGUGGCCUUGAGGAAAGGGAAUGGCCUUUGUGUACAGACGAGGGUCCUGUCCCUAACCUUGACCGGGCCGGUUUCCGUGGAUCGGGGUCAGGAGCGAUUGUGGGCAAUCCAGGUGCAAAAUUUGUACUUAAAACCUUGACUCUCUUCGGGACCCAUGAAGUUUCCCGUUGGUCUGUCAAGCUCUUAGGGCUUGAGGGACAGGACCAAUUUUGACCAUUGUCAUGUUUUUGACCUCUGUUCUGACUUAAGUUUGGCUUGUGGUAGAGAGAAGGAGCGGCUGCGUCUGGACUAGUUAUAGGUUGCACGCUAAGGAAAGUGUCCUUCAGAAGAUCUCAAAGAGCAGAAAACAAGUUUGGUCCGUGUAACCCAGCUUACCUGGAAAGAGGUCCCUCUGAGUUGGAAUGAUAAUGACAGGAUCUGGGGAAGUUAUAGACUUAGACCCUCCCGCGGAGACUUCACCAGAGCAAGAAGACCUUCUGAUAGUGAAGGUGGAAGAAGAAGAUUGCACCUGGAUGAGGGAGUACAAUCCGCCCGUGUUUGAGACUUUCUACCAGCGCUUCAAGCACUUCCAGUACCAUGAAGCGUCAGGCCCCCGGGAGGCCCUCAGCCAGCUCCGCGUGCUCUGCUGUGAGUGGCUGCGGCCCGAGCUGCACACCAAGGAGCAGAUCCUGGAGCUGCUGGUGCUGGAGCAGUUCCUGACCAUCCUGCCCGAAGAGCUCCAGGCCUGGGUGAGAGAACAUCACCCGGAAAACGGAGAAGAGGCUGUGGCCGCGGUAGAAAAUAUAGAAAGAGAACUAGAGGAACGCAGACAACAGGUGCACUGUGGAGAUUUCCUGCCACUCCAGCAAAGAGAAGCAAUCGUGGCGCGUGCUGAAGUGCUUCCUCCGAAGGUCGUGCCGCCUGGAGCCGGGCCCGAGUCCUUCAGUCACCAGCUCCUGCCCGUGGACCCGCAGCCUGAACAGGAGCCGCAGAGGCCUCACCUUCUGGAGGAAAACGCCCUUCCUGCUCUCCAAGUUCCCUCCCUUCCCCUGAAGGACAGCCAGGAGCUGACAGCCUCACUUCUCUCAGCUGGGUCCCAGGAGUUGGUGACGAUUGAAGGCGUGGCUGACGUGGCUGUAUCCUUCAUCCUGGAGGGAUGGGGACAUUUGGACCAGGCCCAGAAGUCCCGCUGUAGGGAUGACAAGAAGGAGAAUUAUGGCAGUAUCACUUCCAUGGAUUACGAGUCCAGGAAUGACAAUGUGGAACUCAUGGUAAAGCAGAUUUCUGAUGAAGCCGAGUCGCCCUGGCUGACCUCAGGAAGCCCUGAAAGAAAUGUCCCCCCGAGUCAAGAGUUUGGAGGAGUUAGCGACCCUCACAGCGUGGUAGAAAGGUGGCAGGUCAACGCCCCCAUGGGGAGAUCAAGGCAGACCCCUUCCCAGAAAAGAGAUCUCGGCGCCAUCACAGACAUGAACCGGAAGCCAAACACCAGCGGCGAGAGAGGGCACCGAUGCAACGACUGCGGGAAAUUUUUCCUUCAGGCCUCCAACUUCAUCCAGCACCGGCGAAUCCACACGGGAGAGAAGCCGUUUAAGUGCGGGGAGUGUGGGAAAAGCUAUAACCAGCGCGUGCACCUCACCCAGCACCAGCGCGUGCACACCGGCGAGAAGCCGUACAAGUGCCAGGUGUGCGGGAAGGCCUUCCGGGUCAGCUCACACCUGGUCCAGCAUCACAGCGUGCACAGCGGGGAGAGGCCCUACGGCUGCCCCGAGUGCGGGAAGAGCUUCGGGCGCCACUCGCACCUGAUCGAGCACCUCAAGCGCCACUUCAGAGAGAAAUCCCAAAGAUGCAAUGAUAAAAUAAGUCAGAAUACAAAAUUGAAUGUGAAGAAGAAAAUUUCAGAAUUUGCAGAAGCAGACAUGGAACCAACAGGACUGAUCCCAAGAAAUGUUUCUCAGGUUCAAGAUUUUGGAGAAGGCCAUGAACACCAGGGCAAAUUGGACAGAAAGCAGGGAAUUCCCAUGAAAGAGAUACUCGGACAACCCUCUUCAAAGAGGAUGAGUUUCAGCGAAGUCACGUGUGUGCACAAAAGGUCCUCCACCGGGGAGAGACCGCAUAAAUGUAACGAAUGUGGGAAAAGCUUUAUUCAGAGUGCACAUCUUAUCCAGCAUCAGCGAAUACACACCGGGGAGAAACCAUUUAGGUGUGACGAGUGUGGGAAAAGCUACAACCAGCGUGUGCACCUGACUCAGCAUCAGCGGGUCCACACCGGGGAGAAGCCCUACACCUGUCCCUUGUGUGGGAAAGCGUUUAGAGUGAGGUCCCACCUUGUUCAGCACCAGAGCGUGCACAGUGGGGAGAGGCCCUUUAAGUGUAAUGAGUGCGGGAAAGGCUUUGGGAGACGUUCACACCUUGCUGGGCAUCUGAGGCUCCACUCGAGAGAGAAGUCCCAUCAGUGUCAUGAAUGCGGAGAAAUCUUUUUUCAGUACGUUAGCCUCAUUGAACACCAGGUUCUCCACGUGGGCCAGAAAAAUGAACAAAAUGGCAUGCGCGGGGAAGCAUACGGCUGGAACUUAACGGUGCUUGAGGAUAAGAAGGUCGAGUUGCAAGAGCAGCCUUAUAAGUGUGAUGUGUGUGGCAAAGCCUUCCGUUACCGUUCGGAGCUCCUCCAGCAUUACAGAACUCAUGCUGCAGAGAAGACCUAUAAAUGGGAUAUGUGUAGGGAGAGCAUUGGCCAGUGUUCCCACACAAAACAACACCCAAAAAGCUAUUCCAACCUGAAAGCCCAUCAAUGUAACGAAUGUGGCAGAGGCUUUGCUCUGAAGGCGCAUCUUAAUCAACAUCAGAGGAUCCAUACUGGUGAGAAACCCUUUCAGUGUAAAGAAUGCGGAAUGAGUUUCAGUUGGAGUUGUAGCCUCUUUAAACAUCUGAGAAGUCACGAGAGGACAGAUCCCAUAGAUACCUGAGGUGUCUAGAGGUUUCUAUCGUAGAACAGCUCUUAACACGAUUUUAGAGAAGCCUUCCUGAAGACAAACCCUACUCCUCUAACGAAUGUAAUAACAACUUCAAGCAUCUCCUCCAACCUAACCGUCAAACCUACGGAUCGGUCGGGAUCCUUCAGUUAGAACUUAGGACACUGGAGCAUCCACAGCAGAUAGAUAGCUGCUUUCCCACUGAGAAAUGCAUUCGUUUGCAUCUUCAAGCUUGAGAGGCUAGACAGGAGAGAGGCUAAGGAUACAGUGGACGAAAGGGAGGCCUUCAGAUGGCACGCACUCUUCACGCAACUCUCAGAACAUUGACAGUGGGAAGAGUCUCACAGGUGCAGUAGGAAUAAGCUUCAUCUGUAGUUCCUGCCUUGUUUGACAGCUUAUCUAUUCAGGGAAGAGCACAGUGAAAGAAAGAAGCCUUCAGCAUGAUCUUGGUUUUGGUACCUCAGCAAUGAACCUUUUCUAGACGUGGUGAUGUCAGCCACUGGAAUGUUCCAGGUGACGUUCUCAUCUUGAGUAUUAAACCUUUUCAAAAGAAAUUGACUUAAGGUAUUUCUGUUUUGGCAAAAUUGAG